UAGGAGAGAGUUUGGACGCAGCACUUUUGAUUAUUUUUGACCGAAGCACUCCAUCUGAAAUUCUUUCUGUUUUACGGCGCUUUAAAGACGGUGAAAUGUUAGAACAUUGUGUGCGGUCAUGUCACUGUAUUGUUACGUCUGAUUGGUACGAUGGUGUCAUGUGAUUAUUGUUGCGACGUCUGAUUGGUGGAACCGGGCGGCCGCCGAAAUGUCGACGCCGCCAGCCGACGACAACCGUGAGGAUGCUAACAACCGCAGCUUUUGGAUGCCGGGCAACUACCAGCGCACGGUACGGCGGACGGAGGACGCCUUUCAGGCAUGUGGCGACCUGGCCACGUGCUUCCUAGAGCGAGCCCGAGUGGAGCGUCAGUACGCACUGCAACUCAACGAGUGGAGCAACAAGUGGAAGCCCCACGUGGACUCAAGUCCUCUCUACGGGUCCCUGCUGAAGGCCUGGCAGACUUUCCUGUCGUCGGCCGACCGUCUGGCAACUCUGCACGCGUCCAUCUGCCGCUCCCUGGCGACCGAGGAUGCCGAGAAGCUGAGAACCUGGCAGAAGGACGCCUUCGCCAAGAAGAUCUUCGGGGGUUUCAAGGAGGCCCAGGACGCCGAGACGGGCUACGCCAGGGCGCAGAAGCCUUGGACAAAACGCCUGAAAAAGCUGGACAAAGCCAGACGGGCGUACCACAAGGCGAGCCGCAAGGAGCACGCCGCCCGGGAGCGCGAAUCCCAGGCUCGAGCCAAUCAGAACGUGGCGGCGGACAAGCAGAAGAAGAUUCAGGAGGACCGAGAGGCGGUCCAGCAGGAGACCCUCAAAGUGCGAGCCCGCUACGAGAAGGUGCUGGAGGAGACUAAUCGCUAUGCCCCUCGCUACAUGGAGGAGAUGGAGGCCAUCUUUGAGCAGUCGCAGGACGAGGAGCGCAAGAGGAUGGUCUUUCUCAAGCAGGUCUUCCUCUCCAUCAACAAGCACCUCGACGUCACCGCCAAUGACAGCGUGAAGGAAGUUUACAGCCAGCUCCGCGACACGGUGGCGGCCAUCGACGAGCACGAGGACCUCCGCUGGUGGAAGAACACGCACGGGCCCGGCAUGCCCACCGACUGGCCGCACUUCCAGGAAUGGACGCCCGAGAAAAAAAACAAAAAGGGGAAGGAGGUGUUUGAAGACAAUGCCACCUUAGAGAAGAGCGCGAUGAUUGUCGGCGUGAGGGUGAGAGCGUUGUACGACUACGUCGGCCAGGAGACGGAUGAACUCUCCUUUAAAGCCGGCGAAGAGUUUGUGAAGAUGGAGGAUGAGGACGACCAGGGCUGGUGUAGAGGCUUGAAGGACGACGGCCUGGAAGGCCUUUAUCCCGCUAAUUACGUAGAGGUGGUUUAGCCCAAAAAGAUUGAAAGAAUUUCAUUGUUUUUUUUAAUUUCCUGUGGAUGUUUGCUUUCUUAAAAAAAAACAAUGCUGUACAAAGAGAAAAUGGUAGCUGUUAGCCAAAGAUCUGUGAACAUUUUAACAUGCAGAGAUUUAAAUUUUUUUGUAAAUAACGACAACUUGACUCCAAUAUCUUUGUCUUAGUUUUCAAAACCAUCACCACUGCAGCCUUUUUUUUUUUUGGAGUACCGUAUUUUCCGGACUGUAAGCCGCUACUUUUUUCCCGCCGUUUGCACUCUGCGCCUUUUAGCGGCAGAUUUAUGGGGGGGGGGCAAACGAGUUUCAUAUUUUCUUGUUAAAAAUAAAAAUUGGAUUAGACAAAUUUUGAAAUUACAUAGCUCUUAGCCACUAACCUUCACAGAUAAAGCUUGCCAGAAACUUGUCAAACUUACUCAAAAGCUCAGGAUUUUAUUGAUGAAUAUGGUUCUAUCUGAUAUUAUAUGCUGCUCCAAAAGAACAAUUUUAAAUGGAUGGGUAUCCGCUAUUUGCUACGACAAGAGAACGCGAUGCUAGCGUUCAUUAGCCAUCUUCAACUGGCACUUGGAGGACUUUAUUGCCUCAGUGUAUUACAACAAAGCUGCUAUUUAAGUGCUAAUGCUAGCCGUUGACUGUUUUUAAGAAGAUUUCAUCCACUUCAAGUUUAGAAGGCAAGGUAAAAUUGAUUGUAUAUCAUUGUGGUGACCUUUUUUUUUUAAGUUAUAGUGGUAUGAAAAAGUAUCUGAACCUUUUGGAAUUUCUCACAUUUCUGCAUAAAAUCACCAUCAAAUGUGAUCUGAUCUUUGUCAAAAUCACACAGAUGAAAAUACAGUGUCUGCUUUAACUAAAACCACCUAAACAUUUAUAGGUUUUCAUAUUUUAAUGGGGAUAGCAUGCAAACAAUGACAGAAAGGGGAAAAAAAUAAGUGAACCCUCUGCAUAAGGAGAUUUAAAGCGCAAUUGAAACCAUUUUUACCAAACAUUUUAAGUCAGGUGUGUGCCCAAUCACUGAUGAAUGGUUUAAAGCUGCCCUGCCUGCCCACUAUAAAAAACACACCUGGUAAAAAAAUGUCUUGAUGAGAAGCAUUGUCUGAUGUGCAUCAUGGCUCGGUCCAAAGAGCUGUCUGAAGACCUGCGAUCACGGAUUGUUGAUUUGUAUAAAGCUGGAAAAGGAUACAAAACCAUCUCCAGAAGUCUGGAUAUUCAUUAAAUGACAGUCAAAGAAGUUGUCUACAAAUGUAGAGAGUUUGGCACUGUUGCUUCUCUCCCAAGGGGUGGCCGUCCACCAAAGAUAAUGCCAAGAGUUCAGCGCAGAAUACUCAGAGAAGUAAAAAAAGAACCCUAGAGUGUCUGCUAAAGACUUACGGAAAUCACUGGCACACAUCAAUUAUAUGUAAAACUGUGGCCAAGAAUGGUGUUCAUGGGAGGACUCCACGGAGGAAGCCACUGCUGUCUAAAAAAAACAUUGUUUCUUGUUUAAUGUUUGCAAAAAGACACUUGGACUCUCCACCGAAGUUUUGGCAAAAUAUUUUGGGGACAGGUGAAACCAAAGUUUAAUUGUUUGGGAGUAACGCACAUCAUGUGUGGAGGAAAAAUGGAACAGCUCACCAACAUCAACACCUUAUCCUCACCGUGAAGCAUGGGGAAGGGAGCAUCAUGAUUGAGGGGCUGUUUUGCUGCCUCAGGCCCUGGACAACUUGCAAUCAUUAAUGGAAGAAUGAAUUCAAACGUUUUGCAAGAAAACCUGAGGCUGUCUGUCAAAUAGUUGAAGCUAAAAGAGGAUGGAUGCUGCAACAAGACAAUGAUCCAAAACGCAGAAGUAAGUCAACUUUGGAAUGGUUUCAGAGGAACAAAAUACAUGUUUUGGAGUGGCCAAGUCAAAGUCCAGACAUGAACCCCAUUGAGAUGCUGUGGCAUGACUUAAAGAUAGCGAUUCAUGCCAGACAUCCGAGGAAUCUGCCUGAACUACAGCAGUGUUGUAGAGAAGAAUAGGCCAAGGUUAUUCCUGAUUGAUGUGCCAGACUGAUCUGCAGCUACAGGAAGUGUCUGGUUGAAGUUAUUGCUGCCACAAAAUAUUAAAUGUGAUGGUUCACUUACUUCUGUCACUGUUUGCAUAGUAUACUCAUUAAAAUAUGAAAAACCAAGUUUAGUUGAAGCAGACACUGUUUUUUCAUCUGUGUGAUUUUGACUAAGAUCAGAUCACAUUUGAUGGUGAUUUUAUGCAGAAAUGUGAGAAAUUCCAAAGGGUUCAGAUACUUUUUCUGUACUACUGUACUGUAAUACUGUAGUUAAGCAUUAACUAUAGUGGUUAGUUAAGCAUUCAGACAACACGAGUUGGUGGUGUUGAUAAGUGUAUAUCUCGUUAAUGAAUAUAUUUUUGAUCAAUAAAUUUUUUUUUUGCGUAACAUCUAUGUAAAUAUCCAAUAUUAAGACAUGGACACCGGCAGCUGAUAGUCAGGUACGGCAUAAACGGAUUAAUUUCUAAAAUUUUGUGAAAUUUGGCCGGUGCGCUUUAUAGUCCGGAAAUGACGGCACUUAAUAUUUCCGAGUUUCACUUUGAAGCUUCAUUAGAAAAUGUGUUUUGUUUGAAAGUUUUUUUACGAAGUUCCACUACGAGGUACUUUUCACAAGCUGUUACAAAGGUACAUUGCGAUUAGAGGUCGACCGAUAUAUCGGGUCGAUAUAUGGAUUUUUUUCCAAGAUCGGCUGUCAUAACAAAGGCAAAUCAGCUGAUUAACAAAAAAAAAAACCAAAGUCGAUAAAACAGGAUUUUUAUCAGGCAUCUGUGUGGGCAACUAUGUUCCAUUGCAAUGCUGACUGACGGUGGGACCCCACCAGCACCUUGAAGGCAGGCUGCUCCAGGAAGCUUCAGGCUGGCCUGUUUUUGUAAAUUUGUUGUUUUUUUAAUCCUUUCACUCUAAAUGUAACUUGUAGCAUUAGCGUAAGCAUAGUGAGCAACCUCUUAAACGCUCACUUGUUUGCAACUCGAUGUGACGUCCUGGUGGGUUUAAUCAUUUGAAAAUAAUUAGCUGUUCUUGCUGAGUGUGCAUAAUCAUAAAAAGUGCCUUGUUUGUUGCUUCGGUAGCACUAGACCGAAUAUUUCGUUUAAGACUUCCAUAGACUUCAUAAUGUAUUGACGGGGCACGGGGCUGAUUCAUAGGGGGCCAAUCUCCGUCAAAGCUAACCGAGUGGAAACGCAAAGAAAUUUUUCUGUUGAAAAUUCUUGUGAAUAACUGCCUAAAUCCCUGUAUUCUUUAUAGAUAUGGACGUAAAACAGUCUCGAUUUUUGGUUAAAAGACAAAAAAAAGUGCAGUUAGCAGUUAUUUUGCGUAAAUAUUGCGAACUAUGAUGCUAGUUGGAAAGCAAAUUGCGGCCCCCAUUUCACAAAGAGCGUUUUCCGUUGAAAAUUCUUGUGAAUAAAUGCUUAAAUCCCUGUAUUCUUUAUAGAUAUGGACGUAAAACCGUCUUGAUUGUUGGGUAAAAGCAAAAAAAAAAAAAAGUGCAGUUAUUUUACAUAAACAUUGUGAAGUAUAAUGCUAGUCAGUAAGCAAUUUAGUGGCCACUAUAUGUAAACAAAGCUUUUCCCAUUGAAAAUAUUUGUGAAUUAAUGCUUAAAUCCCUGUAUUCUUUAUCGAUAUGGACGUAAAACAGUCUCGAUUCUUGGUUAAAAGCAAAAAAAAAAAGUGCAGUUAGCAGUUAUUUUAUGUAAAUAUUGCAAACUAUGAUGCUAGUCGGAAAGCAAAUUAGCGGUCCCUAUAUCACAAAGAGCUUUUUCCGUUGAAAAUUCUCGUGAAUAAAUGCUUAAAUCCUUGUAUUCUUUAUAGGUAUGAACGUAAAACCGUCUCGAUUGUUGGUUAAAUGCAAAAAAAAACGUGGUUAGCAUUUAUUUUACAUAAAUAUUGCGAACUAUGAUGCUAGUCGGAAAGCAAAUUAGCGGCACCCAUAUCACAAAGAGCUUUUUCCGUUGAAAAUUCUUGUGAAUAAAUGCUUAAAUCCCUGAAUUCUUUAUAGAUAAGGGCGUAAAACUGUCUCGAUUCUUGGUUAAAAGCAAAAAAACAUGCAGUUAGCAUUUAUUUUACGUAAAUAUUGCAAACUAUGAUGCUAGUCAGUAAGCAAAUUAGCGGCCGCCAUAUUACAAAGAGCUUUUUCUGUUGAUAAUUCUUGUGAAUAAAUGCUUAAUUCCUCAAUUCUUUAUCGAUAUGGACGUAAAACAGUCUCGAUUUUUGGUUCAAACCCAAAAACCUAGCAGUUAGCACUUAUUUUACAUAAAUAUUGCGGACUGUGAUGCUAGUCAAUAAGCAAAUUAGCAGCCGCCAUAUAUAAACAAAUAGCUUUUUCUGUUGAAAAUUCUUGAGAAUAAAUGCUUAAAUCCCUGUAUUCAGGGAAAAGCAAAAAACAUUCAGUUAGCAUUUAUUUUACGUAAAUAUCACAAAGAAUGAUGCUGGUCAGUAACCAAAUUAGUGGCUGCCAUAUCACAAAGAGCUUUUUCCGUUUAAAAUUCAUGUGAAUAAAUGCUUAAAUCCCUGAAUUCUUUAUAGAUAUGGACGUAAAGCAGUCUCGAUUCUUGAUUAAAAGCCCCCCCACCCCCAAAAAAAACGCCCAGUUAGCAUUUACUUUACUUAAAUAUUGGGACCUAUGAUGAUAGUCAGUAAGCAAAUGUAGCGGCCGCCUGAUGUAAACAGAGCUUUUCUGGUGAAAAUUCUUGUGAAUAAAUGCUUAAAUCCCUGAAUUCUUUAUAGAUAUGAAUGUAAAACAGUCUCUAUUCUUGGUUAAAAGCAAAAAUCUGAGCAGUUAGCAGUUAUUUUACAUAAAUAUUGCGAAGUAUAAUUGUAUAAUUGUAACGGGUACACGCAGGUCCGUUGUGGAGCGUGGAAACCUCCCUGCCCUCCCUUCACGUAAAGACGCUAACGGCUAUACUAUGCAUGCAUGGUACGAAAAAUAUAACAAUUACCUUGAAUCCUCGAACAAAUCACUCAUGAGACAAUCUGCCCUGUUUGUAUGCAGUAUAGCUUUCGUACUUUUUCAACCUAAAUCCAGCGUUAGAUCGCUGCAUGUGACCGACUGCUAAUAAAUGAAGUGGAGUGUGGGGAUUGUGCGGGAAUGCGUGACGCAAUGAAUGAGGAAUGUGUCACGUCAAUAUAUUAUGAAGUUUAUGGGUCUUCAUUGUAAAUUUGAAGUUGUUGAAGCAAUUAAAAAAAAAGGCUUUAUGAUCUAGGUUUUUUUUUUUAAAGUAUUUUGGCCUUAAAUAUUGGCUAACAAAAUUGGCUUGGGAUCAGUGUUGUUUUCGUCAACAAUGACAACGAAAAUAUUUAGUCAACGAGCACUUUUUUUCAUAAGGAUGACGAGAAGGUAAUUAUUUUAAAAAUGUGUUUGGGAGACUCAAACAUAAUGAGCCUAAUGCCAGUUUUCGUCUGAUAAGACGAGAAUGAGACGAAAAUGCGCAAUAAUUUCCGUCACAUGUUCAAAACGUGUGACAAUUUAGUUUUGUGUAGUUAGCCUGCAUCGUAGCAGUGUCUGGUUGUGUCACACAUGUGACGUGCUGCGCCCCCCCUCACUCACCAGUGCAGUGUAAUCUCACACCCACGUUAAGAUUUGUUUUCUUAUCUUGGCCAGAGAGAAUAUGCUAUGUUGAUUUAGCCUUUAAAGGUCUGAGCUGAGUGAUAUUAACACACACUAGAUCUAACUCGUAGCAUUAGCACAGCAUUCGUGUUAGCAUUAGGCUAAUGUUAACGGCGAGCGUGCUCUUAAACUCUCGGACAACUUUUUUUUACAUACAGUUCGUGGCGUCCAGGUGGGUAUAAUUAAUUGAAAAGAAUGUAGUUUUCCUGCUGAGUGUGUAUUAUCACACGAUAGAUUUGUAGAUGCUAUAUAUAUGCUAAUAUGUGCUCAUCUGUUAACACUCAUUCAAAAUAUAGUUGGAAACCUUUUUUAUUUAUUUUUGGAGUAAAACUUUUUAAUUUUACUGAUGAAAACAUUCUGAGUAAACGUCUAAAACUAGACGGGAUUAGUUUUAAAUUUUCGUCAACAAAAACUAGACAAAAACAUUUUGAGAUGACUAAAAUAUGACUAAGACUAAUAAGUAGAGAUGCGAUCGGGUCCGAUCACGUCAUUUUCAAAGUAUCGGAAUCGGCAAAAAAAUAUCAGCCAUGCCUUUUUUAAAAAAAAUUUUAAUUAAAUUGUUUUCUAAUUGUAUUUAAAUUUACAAAUAUAAUAUGUUACACUCAUCCAGAGUUUAGUUUAGGCUUUAGGUAGGGUUAUCAAAUUUAUCCCGAUAACGGCGGUAAUUAAUUUUUAUAAAAAUGUAUCACGUUAAAACAUUUAACGCAAUUAUCGCAUGCGCUGCACGACCCACUCACGCAUUGUCGCGCUCAAUCUGUAAUGGCGCCGUUUUACCUAUAUAGAGAGAUAAAAGGCAGCGUAAAAUGAGUAGAGUGAAUUUUGGCAGCCUUUGGAUCCUUUUUUUGAUUGGUAAAAGCCUUGCAAUCCCUCUCCCUACGAUUAGAAAUAUCAAGGGAAGCAAUGUGGGGAAGCAAGGUAGCAAUUGAUCUUUUUCUUAACACCUUAUGUUAUUUCCCAACGCAUAGAAGAUAUAUCAAUUGGUAGCACUACGCACAGUCAUGGUUCCACUUCCCAUCAUGCAUUUGGGCAUGGCUACAGUAUCAUUUACUGAAAGCUCACCAAAUUCACUAGAUGGCAAUAUUUAGUCACAAUAUACAAAGUCACAAGUCUAUCUAUCCGUGGAUCCCUCUCACAAAAAGAAUGUUAAUAAUGUAAAUGCCAUCUUGAGGAUUUAUUGUCAUAAUAAACAAAUACAGUACUUAUGUACUGUAUGUUGAAUGUAUAUAUUCGUCCGAGUUUUAUUCAUUUUUUACUUAAUGCAUUGCUAAAAUGUAUAUGAUCGGGAAAAAUUAUCGGGAAUGAUUGGAAGUGAAUCGGGAGCAAAAAAAAGCAAUCGGAUCGGGAAAUAUCGGGAUCGGCAGAUACUCAAACUAAAACGAUCGGGAGCAAAAAAACAUGAUCGGAACAACCCUACUAAUAAGUAUUAUCGUACAAAAGACUAAGAUGAAAAUUAAAAGGGCUGUCAAAAACAAAACUGCUUGGGAUAUAAGAAAACAGCUAAAAAUGUGAAAAUCCCAUAUCAGUCGACCUCUAAUUGCUAUCCUUCAAAUGUACUUGGUUUUGUAGUACUCAUGUGAAGAAGGUACUUUAUGAAUGAUGUUUUUAGUGCAGACCUCAAAUGUACUUUCCAACAGUGACAUUCCAAAUGUAUGUUAUGAAGAUUUGGAAAGUACUUUACAAUUGUUUCGCCGCCGGAGCAUCAUUUUUUUUCCGGUUAACCUUAAAACAAGUCAUCUGUUGUGAUAGAGAACAUUCCGAAUUUUUUUUUUAACAAGCGCAUGAUGCUCACAUGCUUGAUGUCUCUCCAUUUUUAUUGUCUUAGUGUGGUGCUAAAGGUCUUAUGUUAUCCUGCUUCGGUUGACAAGAAGCAUUGUUUUAAUGUUAUUACCACUAAAAUGCAACCACUAUGCAAAACAUGUUCCUUUUCCAUAAUAAAUUUGAUCUAUAACUUUAUAUGUAUUAAUAUAUGUAUAUCAAAUUUAAAAAUACACCUUGGUCUUAUUCACUCUGUGUAUGUGUCAAACCAUUUGUUGGCCAAAUAUGAACUCAUCCAGUGUGCAUGCAAUCAUCCUUCAAUCGCUUCUAGCCCCUCCCCUCCCAGCAGUGGCGGACUUGGCAAUUUUGGGGCCUAAGGCGAACAUAUCCAGGGGCCCUCUUCAUGGGUCAGGGGUUAAAAAGGUGACAACGAAAUAUGUUCCGGUACACUAGGGCUGUCUUAAAAGACAAAUUUUCUCCUGAUUAGUCAGCCGACUAGUUUUACAAUUAGUCGACUAAUCUAAUCAUUUUCGUUUUUUUUUACUAAUUGAGCAUUGAAAUUUUUGCUGACGCUUAUUAAUUCGCAAAACCAUUUUGGAACACUUAAAUUCUUUAUGAAAGUACAAAUAAUCAUGUAAAUAACAAUAAUUAAUCAAUUAAACAAUGAGGUUAAAUGCUGGUAGCAUUUACUAGUGCAAAAGAAUGGAAAGUAAACAGAUUCAGAACACUGACUUUGCCUUUCCAACAUUAUUCAAAACAAUUCUUGAAAAAAAAAAUCUAGCAUUAUUAUUAUUAUAGUAUACAACUAUAUAUAAUAGCAGUAUAAUAAUUAUAAUAAAUAUUCAUUGCCAAUCAUAUUUGCCAUAAAGAGUGUCAUUUGAAAGCUAUU
Corythoichthys intestinalis (scribbled pipefish) is the source of this 9659-nucleotide messenger RNA. Its product is annotated as protein kinase C and casein kinase substrate in neurons protein 3. The transcript is spliced from 10 exons. NCBI's taxonomy places the organism in Eukaryota, Metazoa, Chordata, Actinopteri, Syngnathiformes, Syngnathidae. Gene Ontology annotation, cellular component: cytoplasm; plasma membrane; endosome. The coding region runs from base 209 to 1375 and encodes 388 amino acids. The record is from RefSeq and is a predicted model, not a curated record. Gene Ontology annotation, molecular function: phospholipid binding; protein binding. Gene Ontology annotation, biological process: cytoskeleton organization; plasma membrane tubulation; regulation of endocytosis.